Chaetomium fimeti is the source of this 624-nucleotide messenger RNA. RefSeq lists its product as uncharacterized. The record is from RefSeq and is a predicted model, not a curated record. NCBI's taxonomy places the organism in Eukaryota, Fungi, Ascomycota, Sordariomycetes, Sordariales, Chaetomiaceae. Bases 1 to 624 code for a protein of 207 amino acids. The transcript has 2 exons.
AUGGCUGCUACAGACGACAAGGCACCCUCGCGGAUGCGCGAACUGCCGCCCCCUCCGUCUCGUGCCGAAAUCGACGAGCUGUACCACAACGCUCGCCUCUCCCUACCCGCCCCACUGAGACUUCCAAUGGCCUCGUCCCUGUCGUUCUUUGCUGGAUUCACCCUGGGAACGGCACAAGGCGGCAAGAUGGCAGGUCUGCAGUUUCGAGCAGAGCACGCGCACAAGCUGCCGACUAGCACAACGGGCUGGUUCCUCUACCACAAGAGCAAGAAUUACCACAUGGCAUAUGGCGGAAUCCGCGAGGGUUUCAGGAUGGGGUUCAAAGUGUCCUUCUGGACGACGGCCAUGUUCGCAAUCGAGCAAAUGUUCGACUCGUACCGCGGAACCGCUGACAUCUUUAACACGGUGACAUCGUGCGUCACUGUGGCAGGGGGCUUUAGUCUUUGGAAUCGUUUCUCUUUGCCAAUGACCGCUCGGACGACAAAAGCCGCCCUUGCCGCUGGGUUUGUCUACGGAGGGCUCCAGGAUGCCUUGGGUGUGGUGAGGGGUCGCCCCAUCGGAUACGUCGACUGGGUCAAGCGGCAGCUGGGCGCAUCGCAAAGAAAGGAACCGAGAACACCAUAA